UUCACUCAGUCAGCAGCCAGACGCCAUGGAGGCCACAGCGCUCUGCAUCACACUGUGGAUGACGGUGUUUCUGCAGCUCUGUGAACAGAAAGUUGUUUCAGAUGCAGAUCUUUGGAUCGAACCAUCCAGACUUCAAGUCUUUGAAUACAAGCCUGUCUCUUUAAGAUGUGUGGGCUUCGAUGGUUUGACUGAUGUGAACAUUUUACGGUGGAGCAAAACAGGAAAGGAAACUUGUGAUGGUUCAAAAUGGGGCUCAUUUCAUGAGAAUAAAUGCAACAUUUCAUCUCCUUAUAAAGAGGACAGUGGAGAUUACUGGUGUGAGGCUGGAGGGAAGAAAAGCGUCUAUGUGAACGUCAAUAUCACCGCUGGCUCUGUGAUCCUGGAGAGUCCUGCUGUUCCUGUGAUGGAGGGAGAAUCUGUGACUCUGAGCUGCAGGAACAAGACGACCACUUCCUCCAUCCUCUCAGCUGAUUUCUAUGAAGAUGGCCGCUUCAUCAGGAGCAGCUCUACAGGAAACAUCACCAUCCGCAGAGUUUCUAAAUCUGACGAAGGACUCUACAAGUGCAGCAUCCCUGACGGUGGAGAAUCACCAGAGAGCAGGCUGACUGUCAGAGUUUCAGCUAAAGAGACUUCCUCCACUCUCUCCCCGUGGAUCUUUGUCUCUGUUUCAUUGAUGCUUCUGCUGCUGGCCGUGGGAAUACAUCGAUUUUGCAAAGGUUAUCGGCACAGAGUGUUUUUCUGCCUGUCCACACAAACACCUGGACCGGCUGAGCAUCACACAGUUUCAUUAGAGGCCAGUGCAGUGGAUUCAGGCCAAAUGACGUAUGAUGUGGCAUCAAAAAACAGGAAGAAGAAAGGUGUGGAUCAAUCAUUUCCAACAGCCGUUUACUACACCUUGGGCCCGGGAGAGACUCAACAACAGGAGCCAUCCGUAGCAGAGGACGCCUUUUAUUCUACAAUCUCGCCGCUGAAGAUGGAGUUUUGAAAAACUGUUUCACACGGUGUACCUAAAUGAAAAUGGGAAUUGCACUGUUAUUUGUUUAUAAAGUAUUAUAAAUAAAUAGUUCAUUUUUUUAAGAACAAAUGUAGGUGUUAGUUGUCAAAGUGAAGCUCUCAUUUACGUUUUAAGAUAUGAAAGUUUGUUCCAUCUCACAGACACACGGCUGAUUCUAAAUACUCUCGCUGUGGUUUACUGCCGAGUUAAAAGUGUUUCUGCAUCGCACUGAGUCUGUGGUUAAACAUGUGUUAUAUUGACUGUCCUGUGAAAGUGUGAAGGUGACUGUGAGAAGACAUGAACUAUAAAACGCGUCACAGUGUGUUUCUGUGUCACUGUUUUCAGAUUCAUUGUAAUUGUACAUAUUGCGUUAACUCAUGACAUCAUUGAACGAGGUUUUACCGCUCUGCCAUAGAGAGCAUAUUCACUAUUAAACAGUUUAUUUCCAUACACACUGAGCUAAACACACACACACACACACACACACACACACACACACACACACAGAGAGACUCUGCAACCCACAUCAUGAACUCAAAACCUCUGGUCAUUUUAUCACAUCUACUUUUAUACAGCCACAUAUUAUUUCAUCUUAUCCUAUCUUAUUAUAGAACUGCCUUAAUCGUUCACUAAAGUUCUUAAACUGUCUUUUCCUCUUCUUCUUGUUCUUGUGUUUUUCUAAAAUAGUUUGUGAAUGUGUUGUUCAUGUGUGCGUAUUUUAAGCACUGCUCGUACGGGCACUCGUCAUUUUAUUGUAUUUGUAAUUGAAAUGACAAUAAAGGCUUCUAUCUUAAACUGCAUCUGCAUUGAUUAAAGAAACUCUGUUCGUUUCAUCCUGAAAGAGAAACCAGGCGCUGUAACACAUUUUGUCCAAUAAUAAUAUAAUAAUAAUAGUAAUAAAGCACUUUAAAAUUCA
Trematomus bernacchii (emerald rockcod) is the source of this 1910-nucleotide messenger RNA. Its product is annotated as low affinity immunoglobulin gamma Fc region receptor III-like. The coding region runs from base 26 to 985 and encodes 319 amino acids. The transcript has 10 exons. The record is from RefSeq and is a predicted model, not a curated record. Lineage: Eukaryota; Metazoa; Chordata; Actinopteri; Perciformes; Nototheniidae. Gene Ontology annotation, biological process: cell surface receptor signaling pathway. Gene Ontology annotation, molecular function: transmembrane signaling receptor activity.